This is a messenger RNA of Pocillopora meandrina, 11131 nucleotides long. The record is from the annotation of a GenBank genome assembly. Lineage: Eukaryota; Metazoa; Cnidaria; Anthozoa; Scleractinia; Pocilloporidae.
AUUUGAAAAACAUAAUGGCGGACUUCCUGGAAGAAGUUUGAGUAAAAGGGUGGUCAUUUUCUCUUAUUUUAAAGCAUAGCGAGUAUGCCUGGUAGCGAUAGGAAAAAUCGUAGGUGUCGAAGUAGGAGCAGAUCUCGUUCUUCUGGUCGAAAACGCAGAAGCCGUACUCGUUCGCGAUCUCCACGACGCAGGCACAAAGAUCGUUCAUCUUCGCCAGCAGAUCGUACUCGGGAAAAUGUUGUAGCGAAAAAGAAGACUGUCGACAGAGAAGAGGAGAAACGAAGUAAAAGGUAGGUUAAAGGUUUGAAAAUUAUAUUUCAUGUUUAUAUCCCACUAGCGAGGAACAUUUUUGUCUGAUUACACAAUGGAAACAUUUUGUUGUUGUCGAGAAGAACGUUCCAUAAAUAUAUUGUAUAAGGCCACUUCCAUGCAUCCAUUAGAUCUCAACAGAGCCUUUAGUGUCAUCCCUAUUUCAUCAAAGUUUUCCCGCAAGGUGAACCAUACUGACAUACUGCUCUGUAGAAUUUUCAUAAUAUUCCUGCCUUUUGUGGUGUCAUUUGAUGUAACCCCUUUAUGUUCCAACAUCAAAAUACAGAAUCUCUGUAUCGUUUUCUUUACAUUUGCUAUAGUACUGACAAGUAGAAUUUGUUUAACUAUUAAGACCUUCUUUAGUCAGUGGUCAUUUUCUUUAAUCUCAUGACCUUAAUGUUUCAUACAGGGGUGAUGUGGUAAGGAGAAAUUAGAUUCCAGUCACUCUUUGGGAUCAAAGGAUUAAAGCUGUUCUUUGUGUGAUAAUUUAUUGAUUUAGAACAUGUGUUUGUAUUUUGAAGGAAAGAAAAAGAACUUUUGAAAGCACUGGAAACACCUGAAGAGAAACGAGCAAGGAGACUUGCCAAAAAGGUAAAACACUAUCUUCACAUAACUGUAUUUCUCUGAGAGCAACUUGAGAAAGGGGUAUAGAACAUACACCUUCUCCUGAUGCUAUCUGAUUAUGUUUUCUUGUUGGAGAGAUGAUUUACAAUUAUUUAUACUUUGAUUACUAUUUCUCCCAACAGGAAGCAAAAGAGAAAAAGAAAAAGAAAGAAAUGGGAUGGGAUGAUGAAUAUCUGGUAAUUUUUCCCUUAACCUUUUAACUCUUGUGAGUGACCAAGAAAUAAUUUCUCCCUACAAUAUCAAUAUAAUAGCAACCAGAUAAGUGAUGAGAAUGAAGAAAAAUAUCAAUUUGGGGAUAAUUAAUUACUCCAAUACUAAAUUUUCUAAACUAACAUUAUAAGAAUUGUAUGGUGGACAGUAAGGAGGAUUACAAAUUUGAUCUGGGAGUUAAAGGGUUAAGAGACUGCAGGCUCACCAUGUCCAGGAUGAAAUUUCCUGAAAAUGACAAUGAUACAGUGACUAAUGUCACAUUUUUAAAAGGGUUGGGUUGUUGAUAAAUUUAAUGUACAGAAGGAACAAAAAAUUUGCAAACAAAAAUAAACACGAGAACAAAACAACACAAACAGAGGUGUUUGUACACUUAAAAUUAGAGAUGUUUUGAACAGGAAAUUUCAUGUGUGAUGUGAUUGUUCUUUCCUUUGUUGUUUUAUUACAGUAUAUGUAUCAUUUUGCUGUUUUUGUUCUCAGGGAUAUACAAACACUGAUAAUCCAUUUGGAGAUGCUCAUUUGCUUGAAACUUUUGUAUGGCAAAAGGUACAUGUAUUUUACCAAUUUUUCUUCACUCUACACUUGAAUCUAUUUAUCCAUACUUUAAUCAUUUUUUAUAUUAGAGUAGUGGUAUCUCAUAUUACCAAAUUAAAUAUUUAGUGUUAGUAAAUACCACACACAUGCAAAGCAUGCACCUUACGGCUACAAUUCAGAUGUAGCUUUUAAAUUGGCGUAUAAUAAUUUAGGAUCAAUAACAAGUAUCUGGGCAACUGCCCACCUACCCCUACCCCUCCCCAAACCUGAAAAAAAUUGAUUGAUAACAAGUUAGAGUUGAUGUUGGGUUAGGGAAGGGGUAGGUGGGCAGUUGCCCAGAUACCAAUAUUGAUCCAUAAUUAACUGUUGGUGACCAUUGUCUGCCUCCAAGGUAUAGAAGGGUGAUAUGGGAAUUUUUUCUUAUUUUGGGCCCUGGUAUAAGCAUAAGGCAAUUUGUCAGAAAAGUUUCUCUGUUCAAAAGGUUUGGCUGGAGAAUGCCACUGAGGGGAGUGUGUUUUGGGUUAGAACACAGCAUAAUCAUAUGUACUGUAUAUUGGAACCAAGUUAUUACCUCGAACCUUUUAAUAUGGAGUCCUGUACACUAACAAUUAAGCCACUGUUUUUAUUACAUGCAACUUACUGUGAUCUGCAGAAGAGAGAAAAGGAUGGAGAACAGCAUUUAAAAGAAGAAGAGCAAAGAAGAAGAGAAAAGCUAAGACAACAUGAAGCUAAGGUAAAGAUGCCAUAGUUAGCCAAAAGACUGAAUUGUUCAAUUCUAGAAAGUACAAUUAAAUUUAUCUUGUUAACCCUUUAACUCCCAGAAGUGAUUAACAAGUAACUUCUCUCUAUUAUAUCCAUACUUUGUCCAGCAAAAGGGUAAAAGAGGGUAGAAGUUGUUAUCUUGAUCUAAUACCAAAUUCUUGUAACUAAUUUGCAAGGAAGUGUAUAGCAGCUAAUGGAGAGAAUAAACAAUCAGAUCUUGGGAGUUAAAGGGUUAAGGAACAAAGUAGUGCAUUUUAAGAAGCAAUUGACUUCAUUUUAGAAGGUAAAAGCAGAUAUUUUCUGCACCCGGAUUCCAAGUUGUAUUUUUUAAUGCAGUGUUGGUGUAGUGCUCAGCCCCCUCUUUGAAAAUAAAUAGAAAAAACCUCAUACUUUAUGUGAGAUAUCAACAGAAAGAGACAACUUAUCAUUCCUUUAACAAUUUGAAUGAUAGAACCAUCUGAAACUCAAGUUAAGGUAGCAGGUCAGAAUCAAAGUGCUUUUAAAAUUACUUGUACAUGCUGUCCAGGGAUAUAGGACAUUUUACGUAAAGGACAUUUUGCAGCAUUUAUAGGUUAGGGAGUAUCCCACUCCAUCUGUUGUAGUAAUUGGUCAGUUUUUGUAUGCUGAAAACAAAUGGAAUCAAUGCUGUCUGUUAGAACUAAUUUAUAGUAACUCUGGAGGGUCCUUGUAGUAUUUGGUCUGACAAGAAUUGUUAGUAUUAACCUUCAAAUUGUUGUAAUUGAAUAUAAUAGCAGUUGAAAAAAUUAUCAACCUUAAACCUGGUAUUAAAUGUAUUUUGAAUAAGUCAUGAAAACAGAUUUUUUGCAACUUUACUUUAAAAAGUUUUUUUUUUUCAUUGUGAUGCUAUCUAUUGAAUGCCUUCUAUUUUCAAUUGUUUUGUAGAGAGAACUGGAAAAAGUGAAAAAGCGAAGGAUUGUAAGUGUCAUUAUUACAUCAAAUUGUAUUUAAAUACUGUUAACAAACUGAUUGUAAGUGUGUGGUACUGAUUUUACACUGUACAAAGUUAAGAAUAUAUGAUAACCAGAGAUUCUGGACAUUUUAAUAACAGCCUAAAUAAAGUGCUAGGAAGCUUCAACUGUAUUUUUUGUCCUCUCAAGGAAAGGGAACAUGAAAAGCAGAUGCGAGAGGAGGAAAGGGUAAGAUAAUUAUUAGCUAUAAUGGCAAGAACCAUGAUUUCCUGGCAAUUCUUUGGAUUUAUGUGAUGGAAUAACAAAAAGAUGCAUACACAUAAUGUGGUUAAAAUGCAUUUUCAUACUCUCGAAACAUUACAUUUUGAUUCAAACACAUCUUAGGAAACACUUCAAAGGGAUAAAGAAGCAAUGUCUUUUAAGGAGUGGGAAGAGCAGGAGGAUAAGGUAUAUAACAUGUAAAUUUAAUGAUGCAAUUGCAUUGUAUAAUAGUUUUAAAGUAUUAUUAUGAAUAAUUCAGUUAUAACUUUUUGUGGGUCUUGCGGGUUUGAAGUUAUAUAGUUUAGCUUCAAAAUGAUAAUUAUUAAAUAAAUAUUGUUUUUCUUAAGAACAACGUGUACUUUUAUCUGUCACUUGUUUGUUUCCUCUGAUGCUUAAAAUGCACCUCUUCAACUAAUAAGAUUAAAAUGACAAAAAAGUGAUUUUUGAUUUGUUUUUUGUUAAAAGAGAAAAAAACACAAAAAAAGAAAUUUCCAAAGUUUUAGAAACAUUUUUUUGGCUAUAGAGCUGUUACAUUUACCUAUUCAUUGGAAAGGGCUAAACCUCUCAGCCAGCACAUGCUACUCCCUUGCUGUAGUCCUGGCUCAUUUGCAACCAAUUUCCAUUACAUUAUUAGGGAAACAAGUGCUAAGCACACCAUCAAGGUGAUUUUGUUCUCAAGAAAAUGUUGAAUUCAGUGUUCUGUUUCUUCAUGGUUGGCUGACUUUUGCUUAUUAUCUUUCUUGUAUUUGAAAAUAGUUUCACUUGGAACAGGCAAAGAUGCGCUCAAAAAUUCGCAUUCAGGAUGGAAGAGGUACUGUGCAAUCAUAUAUUAAAUGUAAAUAGCUAUAAUUAUAGUGACUUAAUUUAUGAGGCAAUAAAUACUUUUGCAAAGCUGUGGGCUGUAGUAAAAAAAAAAUAAUAAUUUUGGUUACAUGCACAUGCGCCGAGUUAUACAGUGUAAUCUUUAUACCUAACCAAACAUUAAAAGAUGAAAAUAGAAAGAGAGAACUGGUUAGUUUAUACUUUAAGUUAUAGUUAAAAUGGUUAAUGGCAGUAGUUGUGGCAGUUCAGUGGCUUUUGUAUGCUCCUUUGAAAUAAUUGCUUUGGUAAGAAAUUUUAUAGUUCAGUGGCAUGCUAUUUAUGAUAAAAAGGAACAGAGCUACUCCAUCCCUCUGUUUCCCCUUGUAUCAAUCAUCUCAAAACUCAAAACCAUCUCAAUUAGGGGGCAAGUAGUUUAAAAGGUUUGCCUGAUGGGCAACAUGCUCUGUUUGAAAUGUCACAGUUCCCUUUAAGUUUUUACUCUAAUUACCCUUAUAUGCUUGACUCCCCUGAAACAGAAGAACACUCUGUUCCUUGAUUGCAUGACUUCUCUUGUCUUGUUUUCAGCCAAACCCAUAGAUCUGCUGGCACAAUAUGUCAGUACCGAAGAUAAUGACUUGGAAAUUCAAAUGCAUGAACCUUACACAAUUCUAGUGGUGAGCAGUGUUGAUGGUUUUGAUUUGUUUUGCUAUGUAGUAAAAUGGAUUUUGAUAGUCUGUUAAUUUGAAAUUAAAUGGUAUCUAAGUAUUCUUAUGCAGCAUUCAUCAUCUGCUCUGUGCCUAAUAUUUGCCUUGCUUAUUGUGAUAAGAAAUUUUUUUUUUUUUUUAGUGAUUUGUUGUUAUAAUUUACAAGUCAAGCUAAGCAACACUCAAACACAAUGUGUACAUGCAAAUUAUACAAAUUAUAAUAUUAUCAUGAUCAUUUGACAGGAGGUAGUUGACAUCAAGCCUUCUUUGAAGAGAAACUAUGGCCUUGAAUUUGCCAACAAGUUCUCCAAAACCUACAAGCCCCCUUGAAACCUUGAUCAAAUAUUAUUUUAUAAAUAUCUUUUUGUUGUUGUUGUUGUUGUGGCUUAUGACAAUCAGUUGAUUCAAAUUAAAUUUCCCAUUUCAACUUUCCUAACUUUUCCUUCAAAACUCUGAAUUCAGGAAGUAAUUUAAAUUUAUAAUGUUUUACAGGAAUCAUAUUUCCUGACCAUUUGAAAAUUUGGUAUCAUUACUUUUUUUGUGCCUUUGCAGGGACUCACAAUAGAUGAUCUGGAGGACUUGAUGGUAGAUAUUAAGGUGUACAUGGAGUUGGAGGAGGGGAAGAAUGCAGAAUUUUGGAUGGUAAAAUACUAAACAAAGUGCUUGUCUUCUUUUUUUUUAUACCUGCUCAAAGACAUUCCUUUUUUUGUGAGAUUAUUUUGACUUAAACACAAAAUUUCAAAUUGGUGAGCCUAGUGAUAAUUUUUUGCAGGACAUGACAGUUGUUUGUAAAGAUGAGCUUCAAAAAUUAAAGAAAGAAGAUCCAAGGUACAGUGGUAAGUUGAAGUCAUAAUCAUUUUUUAAAUUCAUUCAAAAAUGUCAAAACACGAGAAUUUUUUAGCAGGGUUUGUUUCCUACAUUCAGCAUCUAAGAGAACUUUUUUAUUUAAGUCUGGCCAUAGCACUUUUACAAUUUACUGGAUGCUGUGUGAAUCAAGAUGAAAAUAUUACACAUCUACUCAUUUCAAAUCUCUUCUCUGGUGGUGAGGCAUUGAUGAAGAAAUAAUUUUGCUAAUGAUAUAUCCUGUCAUUCUUAUUGCAGAACAUAUGGAUCGACGAGAGAGUAUAAAUGCCUCUGUCAAUAAAGAUGUAACAAACAUUUUUGGUGGAAAAACUUACAGUCAGCUUUUAGCUUUGCAAAAGCAGAUCAACCAAAAGAUAGCAAGUGGAGAUGCAGUGGAUAUAGGUAUAAUUACUUUAUACAUGUUUUAGAUUCUGUAAAACUGAGAUAUUGAGAAACCAAUUUUUAAUUAAUAAUUAUAAAUCAAAUCCAAAGUAAUCAAAGUAGCCAAUUGGAGCAAAAAAUAUCACUAGGAGCCAAUUACAGGACAAAGUAAAGGAAACCAAAUGCAUGCAUUCUCAUGAUGAUUGACACUGAGUAUUGGGUUAUUGACUUUGAUUGAUUGGCACUGAUUUGAAAUUGUUUAUCCACGUAUGUAUAAAAUAAACCUUAGUCUUCUUUCAUACACAUGGGUUUAUUACAGAGAGGGAAAAUGCCAUGUCACAAGCCCAGGAAAUGGCAGUGAAGGGAAACUUUAAAAAGGGUAGCAGUCAAAGUAUUGAAACUGAAAAAUUGCAUUUGGUUCUUUUACUUGCAGGUUAUUGGGAAACUUUACUGCAUCAGUUAAAGGCACAUAUAGCAAGAGCAAGGCUGAGGGAAUUUCAUCAAACAAUGCUAAGGAAAAAGUUAGAUGAACUGAAAAAACAGGUAGUGUCAAAUGAAUAGGUUCCCGAGGAUCAAAUGAAGCUUCUUGCUUUCUUCAGGCAGUGUUCUGUGUAACUGCAGUAUUUUAUAGUACUAGUUCCACUGCAAAUAUGGCAUGUUAUCACUGAUUGUAAUGCUAGAAGCCAGUCAAGAAAAUUCAAUGUCUUAUGCUCUGAUCACUUAUGAAAUGUCAUUUAGUAAGUAAAACUUUUUAGGAGUAAUGGUCUGGGGAAAUCUUAUGAUAGGUUGAUCAAUGUAAUUGAAACUGUCAAGCUGGAGAGUGUAAGGAGAUUUGCUUAUUCUAAGGACUAGACAUCUAUUUUGUAAGUACUAAUUUUAUGAAACAUCUCAUUUCUCUACACUUGUCAGAAAUUGGAGAUGGCUAACCAGUCAAAAGAUGAAAGCUCUGAGUCAGAACAAGGAUCUGAUGAUGAAGAAAGAGGUAACAAAUCAGACUCUAAUACAGAGCCAAAUGAAAACCCUGAUCAUGGCAGUGAAGCAAAAGAAUCUGCAGAACAAGAGAAAGUGGCAGCAACUGGAGGGGCAGAGACAAAUGCAAGUGUUUACACAGAACUGGAUCUUACAGAGGAAGGUACAAUACUCAAAACAUUUUCAGAUAAAUAUUUUAUGAAGUAAAUUUCUUAGGCUGUUGUUUACUUUGAUUAUUCCUGUCUGUAUAAAAUUAAUCUGAGGGUUUCUUUCCACCUUUAGGUUAUACAGCAUAUGAUGCAGGCAAUUACAGUCCCAGAUUGUUGAAGUUUCAAGACGUUGAAGAGGUGACUAAUAUUUGAAACUCAGUUUACUAUCUUGUAAACAUACAUGUAGCUUCAUAAUUCUCUGCCUGGAUUUAAGUGGCCAACAUAUAAUUUAAAUUCACUGGUUAAAGUUGAACUUUUUCUCAUCAACUGUGUAGGGUAUGAUUGUUGAUCCAACAGAGGAUUGGGAGCAACUUGUAAGUAUCUGAGAACUUUUUAAGUUAUUUUGUGCUGCGUGAGAUUUUUUUUUUUGCAGUACAGUAUAAAGAACAAGACAUAUGCUAUUUGGAUAUUAUUUGAAACAUGCUGAGAGCAAUCCAAUUUCAUUACAAUUAUUUAGAGUAAUUAUUUUCAGGUGAAUUUAUUAAUAUAAAUCAUGGUAAGGUUAUAUAAUUAUAAUCAUGUAGUUUAGUUUUUCUCUCAGUAAGAAAAAGCCAGUGUCUUUUUCAAUCAGAUACAGUGUUUAUUAUGGUAACUCUAGGAAAUACACUGUAGAUGUUUUGUACUGUAUAAUAAGGGCUUGAUCAUUGUCAUUAUCAUCAUCAUCAUCAUCAUCAUCAUCAUCAUUGGAUGGUAUAAUUGUUAUAAUUUUAAUGAUCAUUACCAUCACAGUACCACUUACACCAUCACUAUGAUAUCUAUAAUACUUUUUGUUAUGUGUAAUCAUUAUUUUAACAAACUACGUGAUUGUAUAUUGUAAGAAUUAGAUUAAAUAUGAUUAAAAUUCAGUACAAAACAUAUUUUUCAGAGGUAUUAUAAGAAAAUGUUUAAGUUCAGCAACACGUCACAUUGCAUUUUAGGAAAUAUUAAGACAAGAAGUCUCAAGUGGCGGAACAGCAGAUGUGGUGAGUGUCUAGUAAAUCCUUCCAGUCAGUGCUUAAUUCCUAAAAUUUGCUCUUAAAAUUAAUUUUAGCUUUAUUAUUAAUUAGGUUCCUAUUGAUUUCCAGGUGAGAAAUUAACUAUUUCAGUCAAUUUACAGUUACUAAUUGAAGGCAACAAAAUUUAUAUUUCUUUUAUUUGGUAAAGGACAAGAGUGCAGCAUCAGCAGGAAUGGUUGCGGCAGAAGCUAGUAAAGGCAUGGGGGCUGAUGAAGAAUCAUUUAAUGUUCCUGUUCCUGUCACGCAAAAGGUUAGAGAUGCCUGUGUACAUAAAGGGAUAAAAAUGAUGCAAGUGUGAUUUAACUGGCAAUAGAGAGCUCUGUUUCAGAUUUCUCCUGAUCACAGUGGUGAAUAUGAUUAUUUUUUUCCACAGACAUACCUAUGGUCAGACAAGUACAGACCCAGAAAACCAAGAUUCUUUAACAGAGUUCACACAGUAGGUUUCAAGUGUAAUUGUUUCUUUUUGACUUAUGCUAAUCAUUACUGACAUGUAUUUAUAAAAGUUAUCAGUAAUGCAUUGUUUUUGCAUGAGUUCUUUAAAUACUGUAGUUAUUCGGUUAUAAGGUGCACUCGGCUAUAGGACGCACCCCCAAUUCGGCAACUUCAUUAUUGCAUGUUUUCAAACUGAAAAUAUCGCUAAAAUACUUGGUUAUAAGGCGCACCGUUGUUUGGGGAGUAAAGAUCGGUCAAGUUUAUUGUAAAUUCUUUCAUAAACUUACAAAAAAGCAAAAAAGUCGCGUAUUGAUUUUAGUUUACCGUUAAUUAACAAAAGCAGAAUUGUCGCACACGCGACCACGCGCACAAACAAAAAAAUUACUGAGCACGUGCUCUCGAGCACGUAUCAUAUCUAUGCAAAUUUGACUUCGCUCGUCUUUUCAGAACCACCAUAUUUAUAAAAGUCAAUGACCAACACUGUGUCCUUUUAUUUUCUUGAAUUCGUACCAGUAACUGUGAUAAAAAAAAAAUUGUUUCGGGAAAAUAUUCGCCUAUAAGACGCACCCAAACUUUGGCGGUAAUUUUUAGUAGAAAUUAGGAAUUUCUUGAAAAAAACGGUGUGCCCUAUAACCGAGUAACUACGGUACAUCUCUUCAUUGGUGAUGUGGUUGCCCAAUAGUCAGAAUAUUGAACUCUGGGUAUUGUAUUCCAACUGUGAGCAGCAGCCAGGUCAAUGUGUUUUUGUGCAAGACACGUCACUCUGACUCACAGUGCCUUAAUCCACCUUGGAAUAGAAAUGAGUAUGGGUACCACUGAACUGUCAGCGAAGUCUGAUGAAAUGCAGGGUUGUUAUCUGCAAUGGACUGGCAUCCAAUCUUGGGAGAGUGACGAUUAAUACAAUGUAUUGACUCAUAGUCAGUUUGUUGCACAAAAACUACGAUGAUGUUAAACUGCCAUUGUGAGGACACCCAGCACAAGAGUUGAUUUCAGUAUUUCUAGACUUAGAUUUCUUCUCUGCUUUUUAACAGGGAUAUGAAUGGAAUAAAUACAAUCAGACUCAUUACGAUAGUGAUAAUCCACCACCCAAGAUUGUGCAAGGAUACAAGUUUAAUGUAAGUUCUUACUGUUUUUGUGAUCAGUGUCAAGAGGGUCACAUGCUUAUAGUGGAAGAACAUUUGUUGAAUCAAAUCAACCUUCUUAGAGAGAAUUCCUUGGGCCCACUGCUUGGGUAAAACUGCAGUUUGGGUUAGAUCUUGUGUAAAUAACUGGCCCUUUGAGUUUAAUUUUUUUUUCCUGGACAGAUAUUUUAUCCUGAUCUUAUCAAUAAACAAGAAGCACCAGAAUACUUUUUGGUAGGUCACUUAACAGUUUCUUGAAUUCUCUCUUUUUAGUUUAUAUUUUCAAAAGGUGGUCAGGAACUUGUGUUAUUUUAAAACCAUGAUGACAAUCUCCAUAUCAUAUAAUUUGAAUAAACUAUUCAUAAUUUAUUCAAUUGAAGAGUGUUGAUAUCUAAAGAUUAUAAUCAGGAAACUAGAUGCUGUUGAAUUUCAUAUUUUUUUUACAGAAUUUAUUUAAACUAAGUCUAUAAUUCUUAUUGUCUCAUUUUUAAAAUAUGCAAUAUGAAUUUAUAUGGAUUUGCUUACUCUUUCAGGAACAAAGUCCAGGAGAUUCAAAAGACUUUGCUAUUCUCAGGUUUCAUGCAGGACCCCCAUAUGAGGUGAUUUAUGACUUCUCUAUGAACAAUUUGUCAUUCCAAUAAUUUUGUUGAUAAUUUUAAUAAUCUGCUCUUUAUGUAAUAUUUGUUUCUCUUCCAACAUAGGAUAUUGCCUUCAAGAUUGUCAACCGCGAAUGGGAGUAUUCUCAUCGUCAUGGAUUCCGCUGCCAAUUUCAAAACAAUAUUUUCCAACUCUGGUUUCAUUUUAAGAGAUAUAGAUAUCGAAGAUAGCAGGCACCCCAUUUUUGUCUUUUUCUUUUAGAUGUCGUAUUAGCACUAAUAACCUGUCACAUUUUUCUUUUAGCAUUGUGAACAUUUUCUUUCAAGCGUAAUAAAUACAACAAACUGAACAAACUUGUAAAUGAAGUAACAUCAUUGAUUAAAUACUCUCAUGUGGCCACUUCAUGCUUGUGUGCGAACGUUAGUCAUGGAUGUAUAGUUUAGUAAUUGAAUU